AUGGGUUGGGGCAGGGGAUCGUCAUCUCCCUCGCCAUCUGCGGCAUCUUCUUAUUUGUCGUCUUCGUCUGCGACCGGUGCGGCGGAAGACGGCGCCGGUGAGAGGUGUGCGACGAGGAGAAUGGUGACCUCGAGUUGCAGGACCGAGGAGGUCGAUGGGAGGCUCAUCCGAAAGUGCGAGAAGACAGAGAAGCUCCUCCGCGAAUGCGUCGGCAGGUCGGUGCCCCUGGAUCUAUCCUCUGACUCUUCUCUCUCACUCCCUUUGAUUCUUUGCGGCAUGGAUUCGCGACCUCCGCAUCCGUUGUGCGGUCGGGAAUUUCGUUUCCUUGGUGAUGAACUAUUGGUAUGCGAUUCUCCUCCCGGAUAAUCAUUCUCGAGUUAAGUUUCUUCAUAUAGAUCGAUGUUCUAGAGUGAGUGAAGAUUCCUAGUUUCUUGAUUCCGGUGCCGAUGAAGAGAAACCAGAGUUUCUUUCGUCUUCAUCAUCCCUAGUGCGGGAGGUUCAACCGAUGGAUCCUACCUACAAAUUUCUUUCGAAUUUAUUAAAUAUAGGGGUAAUUGUCGACGAUCUGUGGUAGCUUAGACCUAGAACUUCGUCUGUUGAGACCAAUACAGGUUGUGAUAUCAGAUAAGCGUCAGUUGUUGCUUUUAGCUUCUCUGUUUGAGAAUAAAUUGAAAAAAGAUGUAUGGAAACCAACACCAGGAAUUAAGAACAAGGCUUAUCUUGUGUGCCAUUUGCGACUGUCUUUGGUUUAGAUACUGAAGAGGGCGAACCAUUCAACUGAACAUGCUGAACAUGUACUUUUUCACAAGUUGAAAGAUCACAGCUGACAAAGUUACCAUCUAUUUCUUUAUUUCACAUAUGGUUGCGUGGCCCCGUUGAUCUUUUUUUCACUACUUGUCAUUUUCUUCACGAAGCCUAAAAAUUAUUAUGAUGAGUGGUGCUUGCCCUUUCAUGGACUCGGAAUAAAUUCAUAACCCUAACAGGGGCUGAACUUAUUCGAGCCCAAUUAUAGAUGGACCAGUCUUGGUCAAACCGCCGACCGAGGUCAAAGCUCGGGGUUUUGUCGAUGCAACCGGAAGUCGCCCACUGGCAUCCUGAAUAUUGGGUGAUCAAGUAACUUGACAUUUGUAAAAAGCAGUCAUCGAAAAUUUUGUGCACCGUUGGUUAGACAUUGUAGGUCCUCCCCCCCCCCCCCCCCAGAAAAAAAAUAAAAAUAAAAAAGACCUGCUGAUCAAAGUGAUGAAAAUGUUGAUUAAUUAGUGCUCAAGCAUGAUAAAAGCUUUUGCAAGGGUUCAGGAUUUAGCUUUUUCAGACCACAAGUCGCGCUCUGAUAUCCAUAAAUGGUUAAUUUCUGUUGGUUUUUUUUAAAAAACUUCUGAUCAAAGUGAUGAAAAUGUUGAUCAUUUACUGCAUAAGCAUGAUAAAAGCUUCAGCAAGGGUUCAAAAGGUUUGAUUAGACUUAGUUUUUUCAGACCACAAGUCUCGCUCUGAUUUCCAUAAAUGGUGUGCGCAUUAUGUUGGUCAAUGUUGUCUUCUGUAACAUCUCGUCCAAAGGAUAUCGAGUUCAUAAAAAGGUUAAAAGAGUUGGUAGCUAUGAACAAGUCCAUUAGCUCAGAAAGUGCGGUGAUAGAAUAAUUCUGAUGCUGAUACCAAGCUGCUUCUGGACGGUAUAUCCGCAGGGCGGGUUUCUACAAGAGGUUUUUUAUUCUUGCUGGGCAUCAAUCUUUCAAGAGACGGCCGCGUAUGUGAUGAAGGUUUCAAGUCGUUGAUUUUGGGUAGCUUGCAGAUCUUCCUUCUUCUGUGUGAGAAUAGUUUUGAUCCGGGAUUGUUUUCUGACCGGGAUCAGCUGGUUUUCGGCAGAAGUCUUUAUUUUUUAUAUUUUGUUAUAAUCUGAGAUAAUCAUAUGAUUCUUCACAAUUCGGAUGCCCUCUCCACUUGAAGGAGGGAUUGGGAUCGUACUGUUUCUUCCAGGCCGCUCAUUAUUCAUUCCAAAAACCAUGUGAAAGUUUGUUGACGUCUGGAGCUCUCUCUGGCAAUCAGAGAUGGAGGCAGAGGGAAUGGAGGCGCCGGUAGAUGCUCUCCAGAAGAUGUCUGAGUAGUAACCGGUGGAACGUGGAGAAGAUGACAGAAAGGGCUAGAAGAUGACUCGAAUUCAUCAUCUCCGCUUCUGUUCAGCCGGAGCGAAUCCUCUUCUUGAGCAUUAUUCAGAACAUGUUCCAGUGAAAGAUGAUUCCUUUCACUGGAAGGAAGUUCGUGGUACUCUCUGUCUCCUUUUUGCUGUAUUUAUUCGCGGGCUAUUUGCCUCAGGCCCGCGGAAGUCGUGGAGUCGACCACGGAGCAUACGGAAGACGACGUCACGGACAGGCCCCGGUACGCAUUGGGCGGCGGCGGAGGCGUAGGCGGCAGUGGCGAAGGCGUAUUUGGGUUCCCGGGGCUGCGGAGCGACGUGGAGGCGAUACAGCAGACCUUGGAGGGCGGUCUCAGCCACUUCCUCCAGAUGGCGGAGGAGAUGACCGGCGAGUUCUUCGGGGUCCCCUGGCACCGCCACCGCGACCCGCCGCCGCCGGUGGAGGACCGGGGGGGGUCUCCGCCGGGUCAUGCUGUGUACGGAGAUGACCUCCCUGGCCAGCUCACAGAUGUUUAG
Messenger RNA from Spirodela intermedia, 2644 nucleotides. The record is from the annotation of a GenBank genome assembly. Lineage: Eukaryota; Viridiplantae; Streptophyta; Magnoliopsida; Alismatales; Araceae.